Messenger RNA from Durusdinium trenchii, 1959 nucleotides. Lineage: Eukaryota; Dinophyceae; Suessiales; Symbiodiniaceae. The record is from the annotation of a GenBank genome assembly.
AUGGAUGUGGAUGAAACGAACGCUUGGCUAGAGGAACUUCUUGGGUUCAGGGCUGAUGGCUCCCGUGCCAUGCUGGGGACAUGCUGUGAUGCGGGCCAAAGACCAUCGGCCAGUGAAGGUGAGGUGCCAUGCUGCAAAGUCGUCGGACUUGCCAAAGCCCUGGUCAAAGAUGGUGUGGGUGCCUCACAGAGCCAGCUCAUUGAGGACUUGUCCAAAAUAAAAGAGAAGGAUGCAGAGGGAAAGACUCAUGAUGUACUCUCAAAACAUGCCCUCACCUUGCCAAUCCCCAUACGGGAGAUUUUCGGCAAACCAGAGCUAGAAGGGUUCCCUCGCCUAAAGCCCAUCGACUUCUUACACUACAUGGCAGAGUCGGGUCAUUUGAACAAGCUGCUGGGAGGAAGGUCCAUUGCGGCUAGUGGUAGGAUUCUUCUGCAAUUUUGGCAGAACUUCAAGGGCAUACAUCCAGACUUUGAGCUCUGGGACCUGGUAGAGGACUCUGACAUCAACCUAGCAGAUUGCAUCCCAAUCCAUGCCCACAUGGACGGUGGCCGUGGUUACAAGAAGUCGGAGUCCAAAGGCACCGCAGACGUGGACGAGGCUCUGGAGGAGGCACCGAGCGCGAAGCGGAGAGUCAUCAGUGGCCACGACGGGCCGUUGCGCAUGGCGGACUUCGACUUUGCUGCCCGGCGCUUCCUGGGCGAGCUCCGCAGCCGCGACCGCGCGGAUGGGGGUGCGAGGUUUUCGGAGGCCAUGGACAUGGUCUUGAAGUACACCUCAACCAAGGACAGAAGCUCGGUCCGGAAGUGGACCGCCUAUGCAGCUUGGGCGGAUCAGGAAGUCCAGAUGGCGGCAAUUCCAACCUACCAGAAAGAAGAAGUAAAGGCAUUGGCCGAGCACGCCGCUUUUCUUUGCAGAAAGAGGUCAGCGAAGGUCAACGGACGACCUAGGAUCAGCAAUGAAGCGGCCGAGGAGAUGUCCUUGAACUGGGGAGCAGAAGAUGCUGAAGAUGAGCUCUACUCCCGUGCGCCCAGGUCUAGCGAUUCGGUGGCCUCUGUCUUGUUCGUGGUGUCCUCUUCUGCUGCUGCAUGGGUGGUGGGCAAAGCAGGCCGCACAGUCAACGAACUCCGGGCCAAGAGCGGCGCGUCGCUCGAGGUGGCGAGGACCGGCGGCCCGCUACGGAUCAUCGAAAUCCGUGGCAGCAGUAGCGAGCGGCGAAAGGCUGUGGAGCUCCUUUUGGACACCAUUCAGGAGCUUCCAGCGAGUCCACCGCGCGAGACGCAGUUGCUGGCGCCGCCCAGCGCUGUACUGGAGAUGAGUCGCUUGCAGCACAAGACCAAUGCACGGGUGCAGGUGGAGAAGCUUGGCCCUGAAGGCGCGGAUGGCUUCGGUACUGGCUCUGGAUGCCGUUUGAUCAUCCUGUCAGGCCCUCGCGAGGCGGUCAAAGAGGCGGCACUCCAGGCCGCCGCCAUGCUGGGCCAAGCUUCAACACAUUCAGCCCCGACUGCGAGCAUGCAGGCCACAUGCUCCAACUGUGGCGCCCUUUUCGAUGAUGACGCGGCCUUUUGCAAGAAAUGCGGGCACAAGCGAGCAGAGGCUCGGCGCUCGGCACGUUCGGUGUCUCCUGUCCCCUCCGUGAGAGCCUUGAGCGUGGGCGCGGCCGGCCGAAGAAGCAGCCUUCCUUCCAGCGAUGGGGAGACUCAGUUGCUGAAGGCGCUGCUGGCCGGACCGAUGCCACAAACAGCACGUUUGGAGCUCCUGUUGCCCGGCGACUUCGUACGCUUGUGCCUGGAGUCGGGGAGUCACUUGCAGACCGUCGCGCUACGCACCGGAAGCCACGUGGAGUUGGCACCACCUGGGCCGGAGCCCAUGCGCAUGGUCACCGUGAGCGGCACCAUGUUGGCCAACUCGGUGGCCGUGCUACAACUCCAAGAACUCCUUCAGCAGUAUCAAGGCUUUUGA